Triplophysa dalaica is the source of this 1735-nucleotide messenger RNA. RefSeq names its product protein phosphatase 1, regulatory subunit 42 (gene ppp1r42). The coding region runs from base 257 to 1162 and encodes 301 amino acids. The transcript is spliced from 10 exons. The record is from RefSeq and is a predicted model, not a curated record. Lineage: Eukaryota; Metazoa; Chordata; Actinopteri; Cypriniformes; Nemacheilidae. Gene Ontology annotation, molecular function: protein binding.
GUGGAGUCGUUGCCAUAGCAACCACAGUCUUCGUCGUUUUCCUAAACAGAGCCAAGACAAAAGGAAGAGAAACGAAAAAAGUUUUGAGUUCAUGUAUGAAUAUUUGCACAUUCUGGGCUGCAUUAAGUGUUCACUGUUGUUUGGACGAUAAUAGGCUAUACUCAGUCAGCACAUGGAAUAAAAUAGCAGCCAAGUCUUUCCAACGAGGCCUUUCAGUUGCAGACGAGAAAUUCAUCCUGAGAUUAUUUCAGUCAUAAUGGUCCGUCUGACUGUGCAUCUUAUCGCCAGAUCAAGCAAUCAUUCAAAGUCCAGAAGUGAAUCUCUUCAACAAUAUCUCAAGAAACUCACACAUCUCAACUUUUCAAACAAAAAUAUAGAAAACAUUGAUGAUCUAUCGAUAUGCAGAAACCUCACUGUCCUUUACUUAUAUGAUAACCAAAUUACACAGAUCUGCAAUUUAGGAUUCGCCUCAAACCUUACACACUUAUAUAUGCAGAAUAACAAUAUCUCCCACAUAGAGAACCUCUCAUCUCUACACAAACUCACCAAACUGUUUUUGGGAGGAAACAGCAUCACUGUUGUUGAAGGAUUAGAUGAGCUGAAAAGUCUGACAGAGCUGCAUGUGGAAGGCCAGAGACUACCUCAUGGAGAAAAGCUGGUCUUUGAUCCACGUUCCAUAUCCAGUAUUUCUGACUCUCUGUCCAUUUUAAAUAUCAGCAAAAACAACAUUGAUGAAAUAUGGGACUUGACUCCUCUAAAAAAAUUGACUCAUCUUUUUGCUGCCGAGAACCAGCUGCAGGAUUUACAGGAGUUAGAGACCGUGUUCAGCCAAUGGUCUGAGCUGCGAGUACUGGAUCUGAGUAGAAAUCCAGCAUGCCAAAAACCUAAAUAUAGGGACAGACUGAUAACUGCCUGCAAAACUCUAGAGGACCUUGAUGGAAAACAAAUAAAUGAAUUAUCUAGGCAGUUUUUAAUCAACUGGAAAGCCUCAAGAAAUGCUAAGAAGAAAACAGGUGAUGAAAAAGACAUCAAAGGACAAACCAACAACUCAUUUGCAAAUGGUUUUCACAUGAGCCCCCAUCCCUGUAGCAGCACCAGCUCUAGGGGUAAGCCGCCAGAACUCGGUAGGCCUGGCGUAACAUUUCGGACAGACCAAGUUUGAGCAUACAGGAUUAGAGGUCAAAAGGAUUAGGUAUUCCAAAAAGGAGUGGCAUGCUCUGCAAAUCUCAGAUCAUCACAGUCUCACAGUGAUUUAAUCUCUUUAGUGCUCCUUUGGCACUAUAUUAAUAUUUUUCUUAAGACAGUAUUUAUUAUUAUUGUAUUAUAUAUAUAUAUUUUAAGAAGCUUUAGCUGUGUUCUUAUCUGUUAGAAAUGUAAAUUGUUAACCCUCACAUCUCUAUCUUGACAGACCUGCACAGCCUGAUUUACACCCUUUUAUUCUGAUACCCUUUCUUUCUCUGUGUGUUUAUUGUGAAUAAAUUUAUGGUUAAAAUGUUUAUAACUCUUUUAAAUCUUCAAAUUAAAUAUUAUUAUUAUAUUAUUAUAUAUUAAUAUCGGCAUCAAUAAGAACUACGUUUGCAGAAAUACACUUUGCAUGUUUUACAAUAUUCUUUAAAGUUGAAAGCAAACAUUAUAUUUAUAGAAUGAUUUUAUUUUGCAACUUAUUUUUCCGUGAUUGUGAAAAUAAACCGAAUUUUAAAGAGGAAAAAAGUACAGAAUAAUAUAACAAAGAAAU